UGUCCUCACCAUAUGGUCCUCACCACAGACUGUUUGUUUCAGUUUUAUUUGUGAUUCAUUAUGGAGGUUCCAGUUUUUACAGUGGAUGCUUUCACCAAUUUACCAUUCAAAGGAAAUCCUGCUGCAGUUUGCCCACUUAUGCAGGAGCUGAGUGAUGAACUGUACCACAAAAUAGCAGCAGAAAUGAACCUGUCUGAAACAGUUUUCAUCACCAGGAUUAACCUCUCUGACAACUUCAGCACAGGAUCAAGGUUUCGUCUUCGAUGGUUCACACCAACUAAUGAGGUUGACCUGUGUGGCCACGCUACUCUGGCCUCUGCAGCAGUGCUGUUCCAGGAGAAGCAGAAUGUGAAUCCCACCAUAGUGUUUGAGACAAGGAGUGGAGAUCUGUGUGUCACCAAGAAGAAUGAAAGUUUCGUCAUGGAUUUCCCUCUCAACCCUCCCACACAAGCGGAUCCUAAAGAGUUCAAAGCUGUCAUCAAGGCAGCAGUAGGAGACCACCCAGUCCAGGAUGUGUGUCUGAGCACCAGCACAAAGAAACUAAUGCUUCGACUGGCUGACAGCUGUGACAGGUCAGUGUUGACCAACCUGAAAGUUGAACCUGCUGCUCUCCUGCACAGCGAACAGAGCAGGAGAGUGAGAGGACUGAUCAUUACCACGAUAGGAUCCCCAGUCUGCCAGCCAGGAUACGACUUUUACUCCAGAUAUUUUUCUCCAUGGAACGGGAUUCCUGAGGAUCCUGUAACUGGUUCGGCUCACACAGUCUUGGGCAGCUACUGGUCCAAAAAACUAGGAAAGAAGAAAUUGCUUGCUUACCAGUGCUCCAGUCGAGGUGGAGAGCUGGAACUUUGUGUGAGGGAUGAUGGAAGAAUCAACAUAUCUGGCCAAACCGUCACCGUCCUGAAAGGAACAAUCACAGUGUAGCCACAGACACAUUAGCAAAGAGUUUAAGUUUGGAAGACAGUCAAACAAGUAUUCAGAACUGUGAAGCUCACCCAUGUUCUGCUGCUUGGUGGCAGUAAAUCUUCUGUGAUGAAAGACUUGAAGAAACAAACUGAUCCACCGCUGUACUUGGAACUGAUAAAUAAGUUUAUGAAAAAAAAUAACAACAAAUGCACAAGUGUCUAUACUUGAAGAUGAUGGACCAGAACUAUUUUCCUUCAUGCACAUCUUCACAUGGUGUGCUAGUUCAGAGAAGUUUUAUU
Molecule: messenger RNA, 1205 nt
Organism: Thalassophryne amazonica
Lineage: Eukaryota; Metazoa; Chordata; Actinopteri; Batrachoidiformes; Batrachoididae
Product: phenazine biosynthesis-like domain-containing protein 1
Exons: 10
Coding region: 61-924 (287 amino acids)
Biological process (GO): biosynthetic process
Cellular component (GO): cytoplasm
Molecular function (GO): isomerase activity
Source: RefSeq, a predicted model, not a curated record